UCAUGACACUGUGCCCCCUCCAUGUUUGGAGUAGAAGUUUGUGUUGCUUCGACAAACUUCAGGCACCAUACUGUAGAUGCGCGGAACACUGCAGACUGUUAGCUCUUUUUCUGCCCCCUAUUUUCCGAUGGUAUCAACUUUACAUUAUAUUACCUUUCGUACAAGUUAUUUUUUUCGCUAGAAAUAAUAACGAUAAGUUAUAAAUCCCGACCAAGGCUCGCUCGCCUUAAUUUUAUGCUCCGUUCACGGACCUUCAGUUACAUCUUGGUUCCGCGGGCCAACCGUCGCUUCUAUGUUUUAUUUCAGUUUUGUUUCCGGUAGUUAAUACAUGGAGACCGUCUGUUCCGUCGAUUGCCUCGCAUGUUCGCAUCCUACGUCGGUCGGUUUCGUAUGAAUCGUUGCGAGACAGCGACGUAGGGUCGGAGGCUCCGCGAGCGGAGCCAGACUUUAUGAUGGGGAUGCCCAGGGGAGGACGUCUGUUCCUGGCGACGUGCCUCUGCUCGUUCUUCGUUCUUGUUCUUUACUUCCAGAGCAUCACUAAACCAGAACCGGCCUUGAAGACUGGCAGCAGACCUGGGAAGAGUAGAAGAAGUCCUUUGCAGACCCUUUACAAAGGAGACCAGAAGCAGCUGAAGCUGUCGGCAGCUCAGAAGUCCCUCCAAGGCCGCAGGAAGGUGCUGGAGCAGGCAUGUCUGAGCCACACGAAGAAGCGCCGGGUGCUUUCGCCAGAGGAUCUCAAACACCUCAUUGUGGACGACAAACACGGCCUUAUUUACUGCUAUGUACCCAAGGUAGCCUGCACCAACUGGAAGCGUGUGCUGAUGGUCCUCUCCAGCAACGGCCGUUACUCUGACCCCCUCGCCAUCCCUGCUAAUGAGGCCCAUGUGGCAGGUAACCUCCGCACGCUCUCUGACUUCUCUGUGACGGAGAUAAACCAGCGCCUCCGCAGCUACCUCAAGUUCAUUUUUGUACGGGAGCCCUUCGAGCGCCUCGUUUCAGCCUACCGCAACAAGUUCACACGUAGCUACAACACCGCCUUCCACAAGCGCUACGGAACCAAGAUCAUCCGCCGGCACCGGGCCAACCCUCAACCGGAAGCCCUGGAGAAAGGAAACAACGUCUCUUUCCGAGAGUUCAUCCAGUAUCUGGUGGACCCCCGGACACAGCGGGAGGAGCCUUUCAACGAGCACUGGGAGCGGGUGCACUCCCUCUGCCACCCCUGUCUGAUCCAUUACGACGUGGUGGGGAAGUAUGAAACUCUGGAGCCCGACGCUCACGCCGUGCUAAGGCUAGCGGGGGUGGAGGGUAAAGUUCAGUUCCCAACGUCUAGCAAGAGCACCAGGACCGACGGCAACAUGGCAGCGCGCUUCUUUAAGCACAUCAGCCCCUUUUAUCAGAAGAAACUGUUCAAUCUCUACCGCAUGGACUUCUUACUCUUUAACUACACCACACCGGAGUAUCUGAGGACUCGAUGACUAACAGAGACAAGAGGAUCCCACGUUCCAUCCACGCUUUAGAGUGAUGAUUAGUUUGCACGUUCCAGUUUCUGUUGAAACGACUGAUUCCUACAGAGCCCCUAAAGGGACAUAGAGGAAAUAAAGAAACAUUCUCAUGUGCACAAGAUACUUUAUCUUUAUUUCUUCUAUGUCCCUUUAAGGGCUCCGUAAAUUCCAACCUGUUGGGGGAAACAAACUCCAAUCUCUCAGACAGACAGUUUCCAGUUAGAUGUAGGUGAAUCACGAACUCUUACAAAGAGCUCGUGAUUUUUUUGUGACCGUUUGAUUUGACUCCAGUUGUCGUUGAGCCGGUGAAAUGUGUCACACCAGCGUUUCUACUGUGCCCACUACAGUGAUAAUCCUCUUGUAGCUUUCCUCUUUAAGGAGAAUCAAUGAGCCAUAAAUGAAAGCCGGUGUUUUCCAGAGGAGCCGGUUCUCCUCUUUCGCUGGCAAUUGAGCUGAGUGUGAAGUUUUCCUCGGAUUGUUUCCGAGCCGUUACGGAAAGCCUUAAUUUAUGUACGUAUGUCAGCACAGAGUAUUUAUUGUCGUGUGAAGCGAGGUGUGAAAAUAAUUUAAAUGAAAGAACAAGAGGGUUUUUUAUUUUCUCUUUUUCUCUUUUUUUUUUUUUUUACCAAAUGUUAGAGAUCAGAUUAAGAAAGUGUUUUGGGCAUCUGGUAGUCUUCUUCAGUUCAGUGAAACUCUCUACCCAGCAUCUUUCCCUGCCCGUAUUUAGCUCUGGGACUCUGGGGCUGAACAAACAAGCGCAUAGCUGUGGUCACGGCGGGGUCCGGCCCAGCGCUCCCCCGGUCAGAGCCGCCCUUGUUAGAGGCAGCAUCGGCAGACGAAGGGUUAAAUCCACCUACAGCCCUCUGCACUGCAGCGCCUUGUUUCAGCAAAAACGCCUUGGAAUUUCUGGAGGAAUAAUUUGGAGCUUACUAUAGGAAAACAGCUUCUUAAUGGGCUUUAGUGUCUCCUGCACCCAAAAGAGGAAACUUUGACACACUUUGUGGCUUUUUCUGGGUCUAUAGGUUGGAUUUUACUGCACAUUAAAAAAGAAAUGAGUAAGUGUUUAACAAGUACAGUCAUCUGUCAUUGAGUUGCAUUGUGGGCCGUGCAGGCCCAAAGAAUAUGGAUAUUUUUGUUCUUUCUUACUUCAGCUGCUGGAUCUCAACUUUAACUUUAAGAAAAGUGUUAUUUUUGUAUAAUUUCUUUUGAAAAACAAUUAAAGAACUGAAAGGUCUAGUGUGUAGGAUGACACCCUGUCUGUUCACAAGUGCAGGAAGUUAAAAAUCUUAAAACAUUUCAGAGUAAGUGUGAGAUCAGUGUUGCUAUCGGUGUUGCUAUCGGUGUUGAUCUGUUGCUGCUGUUAGAACCAGUUCCUGACAGAGAACCACUUUCAUGCAACACCCCUUAACACUGCUGGUAACUUUCUGUAGACAGUCCCUCCAGGAUUUUAUUUAAUUUUUUUCCGGUCAGUUAUUAAUUUUGUGGUUCUAUUGAAGAAAUAUUUGCAAAUUUCUUCCAAAAUCUAAAUAUAGAAGAAAAAAAAAAGGUUUUUCUUUGGAUAACAUAAAUAGCUUGAUUGUUGAAUUCCCCACAUUGAUCACGGUAUGACUUCAGUAAGGCUGUGGCAGCAGUGUAGUAGAAGUAAGAAAUACUGCCACCUGCAGGUGGGAGUUAGCAUCACUUAAACCCAAUGUUUUUGACCAGUUUUACAAAAAAAAAAUUGCAACAAACUCACAAUUUACACAUUGGUGUCAUUAACAGCCAAUCACAUUUAACUUGGUUAAAAAAAAACAACAACAAAACAUAUUAGAUAUUUGGCCCAGAAAAAUCCCCUGCUAGUCAUUUUACUGUUACUGGGACUUUGUGGAGGGAGAGUGCCAGGCAUUUGAAUAUGACUGAAAUAAUCUGUUCACGGUGGUUAUUUUAUGGUAACUUUGACUGUAAUUGAUUUUGAACCAAUGACAAAUGCAGAGAAGGAGUAAAUCAUCCAGUUAAAGUAAAUAUUUUAAAGUUUCAUCUGUGGUCUAUGCUUCUUUGGAACACAUCUCUCAGGGUUUCAUUAUUUAAUAUUGAAUGUUCCUCUCAUUUUGUAGUGAUCGUAAUUCAGUUUCACAGUAUUAACACUGACGAUACCUAAAGUUUACAGCUAGAACACCUGCUAUUAAUUCCAUUCUCUUCUAUUAAUGAAGAGACGCCUCAAAACUGAGAGAGCCGAGAAGUCUGCGUUGGUGAUUCUCUUUCUAAUUUGUCACAGAUUUGUUGACGGCAGAAUCAUCUUAUUGCUGAGGAUUCCAACUUUUUCUUUUAUAAAAGGAACAAGUCUGCCCCAAUGUCAUCCAAUGACAGAACAAGGCUUCAGUCUCCCCUGUUGGGCUGGGAGAUGUUACCUGCUGACAAACUGACUGGCCAGCAGAAAUGAAGGUUCUGAAGAAAAAGCUUCUUAAUGACCUAAAUAUUUCAUUAUGUAUUGAGCCAACUUCUGUAUUUGCUUUCUGCAGGAAACAUUAAAGAACCAGUUUAAUUUUAAUGCUCCAGAUUAACUGUUGUGGAAGUUCAGUCCUAAAGUUCCUCAGAGGUAAAGAGGUUAUAAAAUUAAUCAUUCAGAAAAUAGGUUGGCCUACACUUCUGUUAGAGUCACUUCAAAGAUGUGGCAUGCAAACUUUCAUUGGUGCAGAUAGAGUGUCUGCGUAGUGUAACGAGAGUAUUUGAUUGACAUUUGAAUUUCAGGUCUGAUGUUUUCCUGACUUGUGAUCACAAGCCUUUUGAUGUUUAAAAAAGUUUAAGCUAUCCUGGAUUGACCAGUCUGAUCAGGACAAAAUAAUUUUAAAAAAGACUUUCGAAACCAAAACCAAACUUAACUCUCACCACCAGAUAUGCUUUAUUAAAUUUAACAAUGAAAAUACAAUUUUCUACUUUCUGGCUUUCACUACCCGCUUAAGCUUAUACAGGUGAUCGUGGCAAAGCAGCUCACAUAAAAGACAGUCGUUUUUAUUAAAAUAAAACAAUUUACAUGUAAGACAUGAGACAGCACUGGAAGCUGAGGUGAAUACAUUUAGAAAGGCCUUCUCAUAAUAAUGUGGCAGUGUCAACAUUUAAAUUCAGUACAAAGUUUUGCCUACAGAAAGCAGAAAACUGUUGCGACAUUUCAAACACUUAACAAAAGUAGAUUUAAGUAACAAUACAGUCGACAUUCAUUUUGAUUUCAAGGCAACUUGAUGCUACAGAUGAGCAGAGACGCACCAGUCAGGUUUUUACUGGCCUAUACUGGUUUUCAGCUCCUGAUCUGGGCCACCUCCUGUUUUCUUUGUAACCACUUUAGCAUAUAGUUAUGCAUGUAAAACUUUUUUUUAAUAAUGAACGAGUACAUGUGUCACUUAUUUGUUACAGCCAGUAGCUUUGAAUCCAGAAGAAAAUGAAGGGAAUUGAUCUUUGUCUGUUUUUUAAAAUUUAAAAAAAAUAAUCUCUGUUUUUUUUGUUUACACAACAUAAACUACUGACUAGAGACAAUCAGGGGGAAAAAUGGCAAUUUUCAAUCACUGGCUGUGACUGACUGGUGCAUCACUGCUCAUAAAACAAGUUUGUGUGCAAGUUCAAUAUCACACAAUCAUACUCUAAGUCAGAGCUGGAUGAUAAACCAUAUGUAAAAAUGUAAAAAUCCAAGAAUAAAAUGUAAAAGAAACUAUUACAAUAAAUAACACAGAACAUGCAGUUGGCAGCAAGUUAAAUAUUUCCCCUGAAUUUUCUCAUAUUUUCUGCAGAUUCCUUCAGCCAUUCCCAAGUCCUGUGUUUGGUUGAUGUCAAAACUGGAAAUUUGUUCUUUGUUUUUUCUUCCAUUUCCCAAAUAUGGAGAAGAACUGUAUGGACUACUUUUUUAUAUCACAUAUAAUCCUGGUAAAAGUUCAGAACACAAGCAUUUUAGAGGUACAAAAAAAAAAAAAAACUUUGUGAAAUCUCAUCUGAUUCAACAACUAACAGAACAAUCCAGAACUCUCCAGAUUUGGUAUUCUGAUUAUAAACUUCAGGUUUGAAUCAUCCAGCCCUGUUUAUAAAGACGUGUUUAUGCUGGUACAACAUAGCAGUGAUCUAUUUCUCCCAGAAUAAGAGUGAGGAUAAGAGUAAGGUUAGGUGAAACACAAACGCCGUACUGCUGCAGAUUAUUAAACAGUAGCUGUGUUUCCAUUGCAAAUGUGCGUAAAACUUUGUCAAAAAACAAAUUUUUGCCAUUUCAAGGUGCUCCACACAGGUGGAAGGUCUGCGAUGUCGAAUUUCUGCAGUUUUUAAUGCCUCAUGUAAAACAAGUUAUCUAAAAAUAUACCGCUGACACAUUUCCUACCUAGAUAAGUAAUUUUUAAUCUUGAACAGUAGUUUCAAAAUCAGAGCUAUAUCAAACAUAGAAAAAUGUUUUUUUUUUUUUUACUUUUCAUGUAUCAAACAUACCUAAAAAAAGCAAACAAACAAACAAAAAAAAAUGGAGAAUUUUCCUUCCAGUUAGAGCCGGGCGAUCUGACUAAGAAACAUUUUUGUUUUCAUACCAAAUUCCUGAUUUUAAUUGAUAAUCACCUCCACCCCCCCAACUUAUUUUCUCAAGAAAAAAUUAUAAAUGACAAAAAAUAUUUGUGAAAACUGGCUUUAGUAUCAGUCAUCCGUUCUGUGAAUUUGACCUGAAUUGACGUUCCAAAUCAUUAGAAGCUCACAUGACUGAACUACGGAAACCCCAGGAGUUCAAUUAAAUACUCAAAAACUAAUACAUUCGAUUAACCGCUAAGUCUGAGUUAUCGCUCAGCCCUAGUUCCAGUCUAACUCAGCCCUGGUUGUGGAUCAUCUGGUGGACAACAGCAGGGCGAUGGGACGGAAACAGAGGAGUCCUGAAUCUGACCUGAGAUCUACAAAAAUAAUUCAGUGUGAAACUUGUGCAAAUACUGUAAUGUAUAGUGGAGUGAGAAAGUUGUUGCUCCCUUACAGAUUUCUUCUGUUUUUAAUUUGUUUUUGUCACAAACAAUUGUUUAAGAUCAAACAAAUAUUAAUGUAAGUAGAUAUAAAAUGCAGUUUUUAAAUGAUUGUUUCAUUUACUAAGAAAAAAAAAAACCCAAUCCAAACCAACUUGGCCCUCUGUCAAAAUAGAAUCACAUCUCUUGUAAAAUAAGGAAUUUAUUCACUUUGCCUGGGCAAUUAAGAAAUCAAUUUCUGACAACAUAAAAAUAGAAAAAUCAGAAACCUGUAAAGGUUUAAAUACUUUUACACAGCACUGUCCAGUAAGAACUGGCUUAGAUUUCUUCUGUAAGCGUCUUUAAAAAAGAGUGUAUGUAAAGAAAUAAGAUUUUAAUGGUUCUGAGAACUGAACUACACUCAAACAAAAGCUGAAAACAUCUUAGUGUUUUUAUAGGAAUUAAACCACAGCAGAAAAAACUCAAAAACGUUGUACAGAUGGUGACAUAGGUGGACUCAUUCUCAGUGUUUUAAUGGAAAAGUUUAGAUUGACAUGGAACAGAGAACAAUGAGAGAAUAAACAGAAACAAAACCAGUUGCAGGCCGUUGUUGUCUGUCAAAGCUCUGAUGGUAGCUACACUUUGAUGGGAAAAGGCUAAACUAUUAAUAAAAACCUGUUCUGAAUCCUCAAACCUUCCAUUUGUGACUUCAAAAUAAACCUUUGAAAUAGAAGCAUGGCUUGUUUGGAACAAGGAGAAACUACAAAAACAUGACUUCCUGCUGAUUAAGGAUGAAUUCAAACCAGUUCUUUUUAGUCCACGUUAAUCGAACUGGUUGGCCUAGAAUGUCCGGUUCGUUUGAACUGGAUUUCUGGAGAAGUACAGUGAAAUGAGCUUGAAUUAUCUUGUUUAGUAAUUUUACAUCCAAUCAGAUUCUUUUCCACUUUUUGGUGCCUCCAAGGAGAUGUUCAGAGGAGUGGUGAACGCUGCCUGCUUUGUUUAGCUGACAGCAAAACAUGGAUUUUUUUUUUUGGGAAGCUCCAGCUUCUGCUUUCAGAGGAAGUUCACUAACAUGUGAGGCCAAAUAUCUUUCCCCACUCAAAGUUUCACUGGAACUUGUUAAUAAAAUAAAUCUGCCAAAGAGAACAGAAACUAGAGCAGCUGUACAUACAAAGAAAUCCCUGCUUUCAUCAGAUAAAGAUAAAGUGGUUGAUUUGACUUUUAGUGUGUCCUGUUAAAGAGAAUAAACUUUUCAUUUCAUGUGACUGAGAAAAGUCACAUGAAAUGACUUUUCUUUAACAUGAGCUUUAACAAAAAGUUUCCUUCCGUUGAGUUUUGCUCGGCCUUCCUUUCUGAGAACAGCUACACAUCAGUCGUCCUUCUUUGUGUCUGUAAACAGGUUUUACCUUCUCACUGUGGGAUAGAUUAGUCAGUAUGGUUAAGAGCGCCUGGUCACUGCUAGUAACUAGCUGCUAGGAGACAAAUUUAUCUCUACUUGACUGAAUGAUGUGUUAUGGUCUGGCUCUGAAACCAUAACAAAUUAAAGGGAAGCAACACAUGGGUAAACUUAAAAUUAAAUUUAUUUAACAAAACAUAACUGGCUGGAGAGGAAAGGGAGAAAGGGGAGAAGGUGGCCAAGAGACGGAGAGAAUGAAGGGUAGGUAGGAGAGGAGAGGGUGGGGCUUGUCGGAAAGGAUGGUGCCUCUUAAGCUGGAGACACUGGCCAGCUGCCUCUCAUCCCAAUCAGCACCAAUUGUCAGGAUGUUAAAGACCCAGAGGAAGGGCCUUGGGCCGUAACACCCCCCCUCUUCAAAACAGGGUCCGCACUGGAACCCUGGACAACCUGUACGUGAACAUCAGAAAAGAAAAUUACAUGCACUCACAAUAUCUCAGGCCAGCUGAGACCCAGCAAAACUUAGAUCCCUUCCGGUCCCAUCCAUAAGUCACAACUGGUACCUUGAAGUGACUCUUAGACAGGUAGGAAAGAGAAAUAAAGUUACUGACUUUAUGCUCUUGACAAAGCAUCGGCCAUAACAUUAUUCUUACCCUUGAUAUGCUGAAUAUCUAAGGAAAAAGACUGCAGAAACAGUGACCAUCUAACAAGUCUCUGAUUUGGACAGCGAAAAGAGUUCAAGAAGGUCAAAGGAUUAUGAUCUGUGAAAACAGCCAAAGGUCCUGAACCUACAUAAACUUCAAAAUGUCGUAAAGACCAAAUGAGAGCAAGGGUCUCCUUUUCGAUGACUGAAUAAUUCAGCUGAUGCCUAUUAAAUUUCUUAGAAAAAAAACUCACAGGCCUUUCAACUGAAAAGUUAUCCAUUUGCAAAAGGACUCCCCCUGCACCAACAUGACUGGCAUCAACCUGAAGCUUAAAAGGUUUAUUCAUAUCAGGAGCCAAUAAGACAGGAGAAUUGCACAGCAUCUUCUUCACAUCUUCAAAAGCCUGCUGACAAACAGAGGACCAAAUGUAUUUCACAUUCUUUUUCAAAAGAUCCGUUAGAGGUGCAACCACCGUUGAAAAAUUUCUGCAGAAAGCCCUAUAGUACCCAACUAAACCCAAGAAUCUCAUGAGUUCCUUUUUAGUUGUUGGUGGUGGAUACUUUUCAAUUGCUUCUACCUUUGCACUUACUGGACAUACGCGACCUUGACCCACUUGAUGGCCAAGAUAAGUGACCGUUGCUCGAGCAAAUUCACAUUUGGCUAGAUUCACUGUGAGACGAGCGUCUAACAAACGGUCAAACAAAGUUGUGAGUUGUUUUAUGUGAGAAGGCCAACUAUGAGAAUAAACGACAACGUCAUCCAAAUACACAGAGCAACCUUCUAAACACCCAACAACUUUAUUCAUCAAGCGCUGAAAAGUUGCCGGCGCAUUCCUCAAACCAAAAGGCAUAACCUUAUAUGAAUAUAAACCACUAGGUGUAAUGAAGGCAGAUAUUUCUUGGGCCCUUUUUGUUAAAGGGACCUGCCAAUAACCUUUUAGUAGGUCUAUCUUAGUAAUGAAUUUAGCAUUACCAAUCUGAUCAAUGCAAUCAUCCAUACGAGGUAGAGGAUAUGAAUCAGGUUUAGUUACGUUAUUAACCUUUCUGAAAUCGGAACAAAACCGAUAGGUUUUGUCUGAUUUUAGAACUAACAAGCAAGGCGAAGACCAGCUUGAACAUGAUGCUUGAGCAAUGCCAUUUCUUAACAUGUAGUCAACCUCAGCAUCCAGAUGUUUCCGUUUUUCUGGGUUAACCCUAUAAAACUGCUGUUUUAUAGGUCGUGCAUCACCCACCUCAAUAUCAUGUUCGAUCAGGUGUGUGCAGGAUGGAACAUCUGCAAAUAAAUCAGAAUGAGAUUUUAUCAACUGAAUCAACUCAAAACAUUGAGCCUCUGGCAAAUAGCUCAACACAGUGUCCAAGUUUUCCAGUACUUCAGAGUUCUUAAGACGACCAGUUAGCAUGGCUGAAUCUGGAACAGGCAACCCAUCGCCAUUCCAUUCACUUCCAACAGAUGUCGCCGUUUCACAAAUACACACAGGGUGACUUUCAUCCACCAAUACAGACUCAGUACGAGCAUGGUAAGGUUUUAAAAGGUUGACAUGAACCGUUUGCUGUUUCUUCCGCCUGUUUGGCGUCGCAAUGCGAUAGUUUUGGUCAGACAGCUGUUCCAAAACUGUGUGCGGGCCAGAAAACUUGGCCUGAAAUGGCGAAGUCACAACUGGAAGUAAAGCCAAUACUUGGUCACCUGGAAGAAAAACACGAUGUUCAGCUUUCUUAUCAUAUAAACGCUUCAUUUUAUCCUGUGUAGAUGAUAACUUCUCUUUCGCUAACCGUGUAGCAGUAAAGAGUCUCUGCUUAAACCCAUUAACAUAAUGCAACAGGUCUUGUGGUUGUUCAGCAUCCUUAAGCUCAUCUCGCAAAACUGUUAAUGGACCACGCACAGUAUGGCCAAACACUAAGUCAUUAGGGCUAAAGCCCGUACUCUCUUGUAUUACUUCUCUGGCUGCAAGUAAUAACCAAGGCAAACCAUCCUCCCAAUCAGCAUUCAUCUGAACACAAUAAGCACGAAGUAAAGAUUUUAAAGUUUGAUGAAAUCGCUCCAGUGCUCCUUGGCUUUGUGCAUGGUAUGCUGUAGAUUGAUUAUGCUUAACGUUUAGCUGCUUCAAAACCUGUGCAAACAAACGAGAGGAGAAAUUAGAUCCUUGGUCACUCUGAAUGACUUUAGGUAUUCCAAAAAUACCAAUAAAUUGCAUGAGAGCUCGGAUCACAGACUUUGCAGUAAGUGUGUGCAGUGGAUAUGCUGCUGGAUAUCUGGUACUUUGGCACAUAACAGUCAAAAGAUACUUUGUGCCUGAACGUGAAGGGGGAAGAGGACCAACACAAUCAAUUAUUAAGUGCUCAAAUGGUUUACCAAUAGUUGGAAUAGGAUACAGUGGUGCCCGAUUUAUAAUUUGAUUGGGUUUACCAGUCAGCUGACAGGUGUGGCAGGUUUUAAUAUAAGAAGAAACAUCUUUUUUCAGCCGUGGCCAAAAAAAAUUUCUCAAAAUGCGGUCAUAGGUCUUCCUAACACCCAUGUGUCCAGACUCAUCAUGGGAGACCUGCAAAACCAAAUCACGCCAUUUCAAAGGCACCACAACCUGAUAAACUGGCUCCCCAACAGCAUUAUCACCACAUGGCAUCCACUUCCUUAACAGUACCUUGUUUUCAACAAAGUAUCCAUGCGCAUGGCUCUGCAUCUCCUUAGCAGGUAAUGCAGACUGAAACAAAUGUUGAAUUGUGUGGUCAGAUCUUUGCUCCUGCUCCAAAUCACUCUGUGAAAUAGACAAAGGUACAUCAGACAAACAAAAAGAGGACAUCUGUUUAUCUUUUUCAAAGUCUUCAUCCUGAUGUGCAUCACUGGAUGCUUUCAUUGCGCGUGUUAUAGCACAUGCUUGAAAAACUUCAGGGUGUGAUUUUUCAUUCUCGUCAGGACCACUGCUGAUCAGAGGUACUGAAACAACAACUGGAGACUCUGGUUGAUCAGGCCAGACUUUACCUCCAGCUAUAUUGUUCCCCAGUAUAACUGUAACACCAACCACAGGCAGUGCAGGUCGAACACCCAUCAUUACUUCACCGUCAAACAACUCUGAAUGGAGCAUGAGCUUAUGUACUGGAACACAAAACACAGACAUACCCAACACAGGUAUAGACAAUCCAGUGUCAGACUCAUCUGAAAAAGGCAAAACUGAUGCCAGAAUGAAUGAAUCAUAUGCACCAGUAUCUCUUAAAAUGGUAACUGGCACUCUGAUAUCGCUGCCAACUAAAGAAACUUGUCCUUCCAUAAGAAAUGGUUUGUAAGAACUCAAGUCAGAUUUUUCAGCAAAUGGCACCUCAACCAUUUUGUUAGAAGCAGUUAAAGAAACUGAUGCAGCAAGUGCUGCUGGUUUAACCUGAGUUCCAUUUUUAUUUCUGGCUUUCAGCAAACCACAGUCUUUCUUCCAAUGACCUUUUUUGUGACAAUAAUUACAAAUUUUGUCCAGAUCACGGUUACUGCGGUCUGAAAAAGAAUGUGUUGAACGCCAAUUUGGAGUGCUCAUCCAAUCUGAGUGUUCUCCACCAGUAUCUUUAUGUGUUAAAACAAAAUCAUCAGCUAACACUGCAGCUUCUGACACAGUUUUCACUUUCUGUUCAUUAAUGUACACUGCAAUGCACGGAGAAAUAGAGUUCUUAAAUUGUUCAAGAACCAUCAAAUUACAGAGGUCACCAAGCGUUUUGACAUCAGAAGAAGUGCACCAUCGAUUAAACUGAAUCUCCAAAUCCCUUGCGAACUCUACAUAAGUUUUAACACCUUUUUUCCAGUUUCUAAACUUCUGUCUGUAUGCUUCAGGGACUAAUUCAUAUGCUUUCAGUAUUGCAGCUUUAACCUUAGCAUAAUCCUGGCUAUCAAUUAAGCUUAACAUUGAGAAAGCUUCUUGAGCACGACCAACCAAAACACACUGAAGCAAAACGAUGCGGUCUGAAUCAGACCAACCUCUUGUUUCUGCAACCCUUUCAAACAAACUGAAAAAAAUUUCAACAUCCUUGUCACUAAACUUGGGCACCAAACGCAAGUCACUCAAAAUAUCAAAAGUUUUACCUUUUGAGUCCACAACACAAGAGUCCACAGACAACUUGCCUUCUUUCAUCAAAUUUAAUUUCUCACUUUCCAAUCUUAUUUUUGCCAAUUCAGUUUCCUGUCUUAAUUUUUCCAAAGCAAGAGCCUUAUCCAAAUCUGCUUGCUGCUGUAAAUUCACCAAAGCCAACUCUUUUUCUUUCUCCAGUUGUAUUCUUAAUCUUAACAUCUCUUUUUGCUGUUCAAAGUCUAAAAAUUUAGGCUUUACAACCUGAGAACCCAAAUCUUCAGGUCCUGAAGGCAAAGAAAAAAUCCCCAUUUCAAUUAAGUUCUCCCUUAAAAUUGCUUUAACAUUUUCUUUCAAUCGUUUGUCACCAACACAUACAUUAUAGUGCUCAGCAAUUUUUACUAAUUGUUCUCUAGAACAUUGCUCCAGAAAUUCCACUGAUGGAGAUUUAAUAAAAUCUUCAACAGACAUGACCAAAUUCUUACAAGACAGUGUUUCAAGAUGUGAAAUAAAUUGCUGACAAUCCGUGCAAUACAAAAACCAAUCUGAACCCCCCUCUAACUGCCUAUCAGAAACUAACUAGCUCAACCCUAGUCUUCAGAGAUCAGGGACGGUGGGUACUUAUGCACUAAAUACCAAUAGAGUGGAAAAGGCGACCAGAAAACUGGCAACCCCCCCAGCACUAUGGCUGUGCCCCCGAGACAAAUGCUCCAACCAUAUGACCUCACACUACUGCUUUUGAGCACAUGAAUCCCAAAGGGGAGACACGCUAAGUCCUAAAGGGGAAUCAGAUCAGCCAGACCUAAUUGCACAAACCAGUCAACAAUUAAACACUUACCACUGGAGUCAUCCGAUGAAAUGAAAGCAAACAACUUACCCCAAGCCAGAGAAAAAGGAGGAAAAAUGAAAACCAUUUAUCCAAAACUAACUCAAAAUUCCCACACUAGCUUCCCAACUAAACUAACAAACAAUGCUUACUAUUUAACAAAGAAAGACUGUCACUCAAACUAUAACCUAAACUUUGAACGAGCCCCCAAUUUGUUAUGGUCUGGCUCUGAAACCAUAACAAUUUAAAGGGAAGCAACAUAUGGGUAAACUUAAAAUUAAAUUUAUUUAACAAAACAUAACUGGCUGGAGAGGAAAGGGAGAAAGGGAGAAAGGGGAGAAGGUGGCCAAGAGACGGAGAGAAUGAAGGGUAGGUAGGAGAGGAGAGGGUGGGGCUUGUCUUCUUCUUCUUCUCUUCUUCUUCUUCUUCUUUUUUAUGGCGGUUGGCAAGCAACUUUUAGAUGUGCAUUACCGCCAUCUACUGGAAUGGAGUGUGGAUCGGGACGCUAACUUUAAACACCCCCCUCAAACAAA
Gambusia affinis (western mosquitofish) is the source of this 13859-nucleotide messenger RNA. RefSeq names its product carbohydrate sulfotransferase 11-like. Bases 450 to 1475 code for a protein of 341 amino acids. The record is from RefSeq and is a predicted model, not a curated record. Gene Ontology annotation, molecular function: sulfotransferase activity. NCBI's taxonomy places the organism in Eukaryota, Metazoa, Chordata, Actinopteri, Cyprinodontiformes, Poeciliidae. Gene Ontology annotation, cellular component: membrane. Gene Ontology annotation, biological process: proteoglycan biosynthetic process; carbohydrate biosynthetic process. The transcript is spliced from 4 exons.